Molecule: messenger RNA, 666 nt
Organism: Didymella exigua CBS 183.55
Lineage: Eukaryota; Fungi; Ascomycota; Dothideomycetes; Pleosporales; Didymellaceae
Exons: 2
Coding region: 34-501 (155 amino acids)
Biological process (GO): regulation of DNA-templated transcription
Molecular function (GO): zinc ion binding; DNA-binding transcription factor activity, RNA polymerase II-specific
Source: RefSeq, a predicted model, not a curated record
CAAGUAUAUAAGUAUGAUGACUCCGCCACUGGAAUGUACCGAUCUCUCCCUAACCUACCCCACUGUGUGCGUAGGCGAUCUGUGCACGAGUGGUCCUUCACAAAUAUGCAGCACAGGCAAAUGGCAACACCCCGCAUCGGUUGCGCCACAUGCAAAGGUCGUGCCAUCAGUUGCGAUGGGGCCAGGCCCCACUGCACAAACUGCUCUCGGUCUAACCGGAAAUGCCACGGGUAUGGUCUCAAGCUGUCCUGGCCGCGUGCGAACGAUAGCCGGCGUGCUGUCGUCUCUAAGUCGUCACCGCCCUAUCUGUCACUCUCCAAAACGGGCUUAGUCUCCGAUGCACGAUUCGUCCACAUGUCGCAUUGGGACAUUGAGUUGAAUCACAGCUUGACAAGCUCUGCGCCAGUGCGUACCCUGUCUUUGCUUGGCGUACCAAUGCUGUGCAACACAUUCAAGUUGGAGGCUCCUGAUCGAGACCUGUUCGAGUACUGUAUGCUGUGACAACCCCGCAUAGCUACUCACCGAGCUAAAUCAGGGGAGGCAGUGCUGACGGGUUCAUGUGCAGUUUGCUGUGUAGCAUCCGCGGCCCUGGCUACCUUUGGUCACGACGCCAUCGCCCUUGGAGAUAUCCUGGUUAGAAUUGCUCUGGAAGGGAAAACUGCCUCG